CUUUAUGACUUGAUUGUGCUUAAGAGUGAGGACCAGACUGGACUCGUGGAGGCCUCCUGAUCAGUGCUGACACCUUGAGCUACGUCUCAGGUUUCCGAAGUUUAGCAAUGGAGUCUUUCCCUGAUGAGACCAAUUCAACUGACACACACUCACAGCCCUGGAAUGAACCCCAAAUAAUCCUGUCCAUGGUCAUUCUCAGCCUUACUUUCUUAUUGGGAUUGCCAGGCAAUGGGCUGGUGCUGUGGGUGGCUGGCCUAAAGAUGAAGAGGACAGUGAACACAGUUUGGUUUCUCCAUCUCACGCUGGCAGACUUUCUCUGCUGCCUCUCCUUACCCUUCUCCCUGGUCCACUUGGCUCUCGGAGGACACUGGCCCUAUGGUUGGCUCCUCUGCAAGCUCCUUCCCGCUAUCAUCAUCCUCAACAUGUUUGCCAGCGUCUUCCUGCUGACUGCCAUUAGCCUGGACCGUUGUCUUUUGGUACUCAAGCCCAUCUGGUGCCAGAAUCGCCGCAGUGUGAGGACAGCCUCCGCUGUCUGUGGAUGUAUCUGGGUGGUGGCUUUUGUAAUGUGUACGCCUGUGUUCAUGUACCGGAAAGUGUUCACUGUAGCAGACUAUAAUACCUGUCGCUACUAUUAUGGUGUCGAUAGCUCAUUAGAUUUUUCAGACUUCCUCUUUGAUCGACUGGAAAAUGAGUCUCUUGACAGCCCCAUUGUUCAGUUGCCUAGAGAAAUGGAUGACAGGGUAGAUGCCUUCUCUUUACAAACAAAUGAUCAUCCUUGGACAGCUACCAAUCUCCUCCAUUCUGAAACAUUUCAAAGACCUCCUGGAGAUUCCCUCCCUGUGGAUUCAAUUAGAUUAUCUAAUCAACAGCCAUAUUAUAAUUUCCUUAGACCUGAUGAUGAGGCCUCACCUACAAUCCCCAUUGACAUUCCCAUUGAAGAUCACAGAUUUAACCCACCGGAUGACUCUGAUGCUUUCCUCUUUACUGAUUUAGAGCGUUCCUCUAGUGCCUCUAGCAACGCCUUAUACAUGACUGAGCCAUCACAAGAUUUCCAGGACUAUGCUGAAGGCUUCUUUGAAUUUGACAAUCAAGUUCCAACACCUCUGGUGAUAAUAACCAUCACUAGGCUAGUGAUGGGUUUCCUGCUGCCCGUUGUUAUCAUGAUGACCUGUUAUAGCCUCAUUAUCUUCCGAAUGAGACGGAGCCGCUUCACCAAAUCUCGGGGCAAAACCUUCCAAGUGACCAUAGUGGUGGUAGUUGUCUUCCUUGUCUGCUGGGCCCCAUACCACAUUUUUGGAGUCCUCUUUUUGUUUAUUGACACAAACACUCCCUUUGGGGCAACUCUGCUAUCCUGGGAUCAUGUGUCCAUUGCUCUAGCAUCUGCCAAUAGUUGCUUCAAUCCCUUCCUCUAUGCCCUCAUGGGGAAAGAUUUUAGGAAGAAAGCAAGGCGGUCCAUGCAGGGCAUUCUGGAGGCAGCUUUCAGUGAGGAGCACACACAUUCUACCAGUUGUACCCAAAGCAAAGGCUUUCGGAAAGAAGCAGUAGCAGUAGAGCUGUGUGAGAAUAUAGAGCAUUUGACCCAAACGCUUGAGCCAAGCGGAGCUUCUUAGCUAUUCGCCAAGUGUGACAUGUUUCUAAAAGAACAAGGGACAUGGUGAGCAGGGAUUUCAGAAAAUAUCAAAGACUCGAUCUAGAGGGCUUCAAAGUAUGGUCCCAGGCUAGUGACAUCAGCAUCACUUGGAAACUGUCCAGUCCAACCAGACUUGAAAACAAGCUCUCUUGUUUCUGAUGAAUGUUAUAUUUGAGAGAGAGUGCACAAAUUAGUCUAUUUCUAUCUCAAACUAAGCCACCUUAGAUAAAUGAGAAUCUAGUUUUUUGUAAAAUAAUGUUUCUUUCCAUUCUUAAAUUUUCUAUUUAGUAUACCUAAGUUCCCUUCCAGAUUCAUUUUAAUACCAAUUCUUCUGGCUCUGAGUGAGAGAUGAUCAUUUAUUCUUUGGCUUUAUUGUUGUACCAUUGGUGGUGGUGAGGAUGGUUUUAAAUAAAGAGAAGGUGCGGGUGGGGGGAGGUAGUAAUGGGUAAAGGGGCCAAAUAUGGUGAC
This is a messenger RNA of Miniopterus natalensis, 2098 nucleotides long. RefSeq names its product complement C3a receptor 1 (gene C3AR1). Gene Ontology annotation, molecular function: G protein-coupled receptor activity; complement component C5a receptor activity; complement component C3a receptor activity. Lineage: Eukaryota; Metazoa; Chordata; Mammalia; Chiroptera; Miniopteridae. The record is from RefSeq and is a predicted model, not a curated record. Gene Ontology annotation, cellular component: plasma membrane. Gene Ontology annotation, biological process: phospholipase C-activating G protein-coupled receptor signaling pathway; inflammatory response; positive regulation of cytosolic calcium ion concentration.